This is a messenger RNA of Aspergillus caelatus, 1216 nucleotides long. RefSeq names its product protein tim21 (gene tim21). Gene Ontology annotation, cellular component: TIM23 mitochondrial import inner membrane translocase complex. NCBI's taxonomy places the organism in Eukaryota, Fungi, Ascomycota, Eurotiomycetes, Eurotiales, Aspergillaceae. Gene Ontology annotation, biological process: protein import into mitochondrial matrix. The transcript is spliced from 5 exons. The record is from RefSeq and is a predicted model, not a curated record. Bases 101 to 811 code for a protein of 236 amino acids.
GAGAUCAUUCAGCAGUUCUUGCUCGAAUCUCCCAUGCUCACGACUGCCGUGCGAUACAGUUUGAUCCGACGGGAACCCGGGUGAUGUUCGAUAUCCCACAAUGAGUGCAUACCUCAUACCCAGACCUUCCUUGCACCGGGCUUCGUCUGCCCUUCUCUUGCGCCCUGGAUUUCCCCGCACGAGCGAGUUGACGCGAUGCUAUGCGACUCACAGCGAUCUCGGGGGAGGCUCAGGGCCAAAGUCGACCCCAAAGCGGAGGAACGUGACCGUGCUGUCCGAUGAUGGGCGGUAUGAAUGGGGAGAACUGACGGGACGGGAAAAGGUUGCGCGCGCUACCCAGCAGUCGUUCAACUUGGUGAUUAUAUUGGCCGGGGCGGCUUUGACGGGGGGUGUAUGUUACUUGCUUUACUCAGAGGUUUUCUCCCCGAAUAGCCGGACAUGGCAGUACGAGAAGGCAGUUGAGCGCAUCUUAGACGACAGUCGUUGUACGGACAUUCUGGGAGACCGAAGGGAAAUCAAAGCAUAUGGAGAAAGCACUUCGAAUAAAUGGGCGCGGAAUCGUCCUAUUGCAACUACCAUGGAAAAGGAUCGUUUAGGGCGUGACCAUAUGAGGAUGAACUUCCAUGUUGAGGGACCACGCAACAAAGGAGUUGUACACGUCCAUAUGAUUAAGCCACUUGACAAGAAUGAGUGGGAAUAUCAGCUUCUCGCAUUGGAUGUUAAGGGUCACUCUCGGGUCAUCCUUGAGCAAGCUCGCGAGAAGCCUGGAGUCGGGCAAGCCUUGAAAAUCUUUGGCAUACAGUGGCGAUAGACCACGUCCUUGUCCAAAUACAAUCUUUGUGCUCUGUCAGGCUGCCUUCGACAUGAAUUCGGCCGCGGACUCCCUCUUUCUACACAGGCUGGCCGUACCAGAAGUGAGAGCUAGGUGUUUCCAUCUGCAGCCGAUGUAAACCAAUCGGCAUGAUCAUCGCUGUUGUUUAGUUCUCCGAUGGACUUAAAGCUUGAAGCGGUAGGUAGCUUCAAGCUUGUGACAGACGAAAGUCAUUAUUCUUGGGUGGCCUGCGUCUGCGUAAGGCUUCUUUGUGCCACAACGCCACAGUUACACACCCGUGUUGUACUAUAUCAAACCCAUACUUGGGCAUGUAUUCAUAAAGCAUUUUGCAGCGUAUUAAGUGAACGAAAUAAUAGCAGCAAUUUUCACGGGAAAUCAAACAAU